GGGGGCUCGGGGAAGCGAGUGUCGGCUGGUUGCCCCAUUAGAGAGCUGGACAGGAGGAGAUUAGGCCAGAGCAACUGCCUGAAGCUCCAGGGAUCUCUAGUGGAUGUAUUAGCCCACGUUCCCAGGUUUGAGCCAUGUGGUGAAGGUGGUGGAGCAGGAGAGGAGUUGUGGCUGCCGCUGGAGUGGCUCCAUACUCACCCCUCUGGGAGUUCCAUCCAGAACGAGGUGGAACUUUAUUUUGACAGAACAGGAAGUGUCACCGUCAACCCUGAGGAGACUGACUUGACCCCACCUGAGGGCUACACGCAUAGCUUUGACUGGUCAGAUGACCCUGGCUUCAGACCCCAGUCUGCAGUAAGCAGCGAGGAGCCCUUUCCACCGGGUUUCCUGGGUCACCUGGAGACCGUCAGGAUCAGGUGCACCCCUGGGAGAGAACGGGUCAGAGUCUGUACUUUGUCCUCCAUUAGAAACGGGUGGCUGCCUUUACAAAAAAGGGGAGUAUUAUAUGAGCUACCCAGCCUGCUCUACCAGGUAAGAUACACCUGAGCCAAAUGUGUUGGGCUUUAACCAACUAUAUAUGAAAUUAUGCAAAAACAAUUGCAGUACAGUAGUCAUUUUAUAUUUAUUGUUUAGUGUAAGAAAUUUUACCUUGUUGAAAACAAAGUUGGUCAGCCUCAGGAAAGGGCUUCUCUCCACACCUAGUGAGUUAAGUGGAGUUUUUAAUCUCUGUACAUUUCUCAGAAUCUGUUCUUGCCUCCUGGUGUGCGAUUGAAGUUGGAUGUUGACAAAAAUCUUUGGCCACUGGAAUGUUCUCCCUCUGUGAAUCACAGCUAGAAUUCUUAUGGAUUAUCGCUCAUGUGACCACAUUCUUACCAUCAUAGUCAAGGCAAUUACCGCAUGCUUGAGUUUGUCCCCUUAAUUGCUGUAAUACAAAGCCCUGUUUUUAUAUAGAUUAAUCUCUGCAGUGUAUGAUACCUUUCACUAAAAUACUAUCUUUAAACCAAAAUAUGAGUUUGCUUAAAUUUUUGUUGCAAAUUAAAAAAUGUUACUCUUUUUCAGAGACAAAUUGAACUUUGCAUCGACUCCAUCAGACGGAAGAGUUAUGACAACGGUGUGGUACUCAAAGGUAUGUACUGUAUGCCAUUCCUCCUCUAGGAAUAAUUACAUGGACCGCUAACUAGCUUUGUUUUCUAACAUUAGGUUGAGCUACAAUAAGUCAGAGUGGAGAUAGAAUAGGUUAUGAUAGGGCAAUAGCAAAGAGGAGGAGAGGACCAAGUAAAAGGAAGGAAAGAAGCAGAGCAGACCAAAGCACAAGAUGACUCCACAACAAAAAGCUAUCCACUGAUGCCAGUGGGUCACAUAUUCAUGAGCUGUGAACUAUCUCUCCCAUGGCUGUGAUUUAGGUCCAGAGAGACAUACAAUGUCUUCUCUACUCUCAGUGCUGACUGCUGAUGUGUUUAUUUGUAUAUACCCUGGGUACUACACAGUCUGUCUGUUCCCUAACCAGCUGUGAGCCCCCAUGGCCUGAUACUCUGUUCCCUUCACUGUCAGGCACAGAGAGGAUGACUCAAUCACUGCUUUCACACACCACAAUCAACACAGUCACAAAGCCAAUUCUUCAUAGACCCUCUCUCUCUCUCACCCUCUGUUCUAGAAAGCAAAGAUGGACCCUUGCCCAAGAGAGAGAGAGGGGGCGAGAGAACAGACACAUUUGUAAUCAUAAACACCCCCCACACGCAAACAAACACACACACACGCACAAACAAAUAAACAAACACACAAACACACACUUGUCAUGCUUAUACUCAGGGCUAUGUUUCAUUGCUUUGCCUCAUUUUAUCGUGUCAAUCUGGUGAUGCACGGCAGCAAAGCCCUGAGAAGUACCCCUGCUGGUACUCCAAUUCCCCUUCCCUGCAUGCUAUAGCCAAGAUAAAUAAAAGCAAAAUUGAGAAAAACUAUGCAUGCAUAAUAUUCUAUUUCCAUGUCAUUGCUUACUUUCAUAAUCCUGUCCCAAUUGAUUUUCCUCUGAACUGGAACACAUGAUGUAAACAUAAUUACUUUACAGUAUCUUGUUCUCAUGUAAACAGAACAGCACAACAUAGCCUAUACAAUUACUUCAAUUUGCCUGCUCUCACUAUGACAUUAUAGGGUAAAUAGGGUGAAAGUGUUCCAUGAUUGUCGAAUGUAUUACAUACAUCACGCUAUCAUUUUAAUUUUAAAGCCUUGCUCACUGCAUGCCUCCAAUGAACAUAUAGAUAAUAUAUUGAUAGAUCCAUCUAAUAUAUUUAGUGCUUCAAUUAUGUAAUGGACUGAGCAGGAAAUAAAGAAAAGGCGAGUUAUAACUUGGGGCCUAUAAACAAUUCCAUUGCACAUUGAAGUAGGCCAUAAAUCAAUAAGCUGCAGUUGACUUACUUCAUCUUGUGCUUUAGAGUAAACACGUCUUGAGAAAUGCGAGCGCCAGGUGAGGUGAUGAGGAAUAAUUAGGCCAUGUGUUAUGACAUUUUCUAUCAUGGCUGUGAUGUGGUCAUAGCCACAAGGCGAAGCCUCGAGUGUGUUAUUGCCUUGGACUCGAGUGUACAAUAUUUCAUACAAUUGGUUACCAGCAUUAAAAAGCAAGAUUCUUUCCCAAACCCUACAUUUUUCAACAAAACGUGAUGCUACAUUCACUAACUGGUUGUCAAGUGCAAUUUGGGGCGUUCUCUGGUCGUUAGUUCUAUUCGACUGCCAUGUAAAGCAAAACUAACCAAGCGCUGGUUGAUAUUUUCAGAACUUUGCAGGUUGCUAUGGCAAACAAAAAUGGUUGAAGCUGGAAAGACAGCAAACUAGCUGCAUUUAGUUUCUCUUUAGUUUUUUUCUAUUUCUUUAUAGGCACUAUAUAUCCAUAAAAAUGAUGCUGAUUCAUGGUUUCGACUGGCUGAGAAAAGCUGCCUGUCUGUCUCGUGUUCAUUACUAUGGGACACAUUGGAGACCUAUUUAAUUAAAUAUUGCAACAAUGUUGCAAAUGUCAGAGAUUAUGUCUAGAUGCUUUUUACAGUGGAGAUCAGGUUUAUAAAUUGCAUGGCUGGGCAGUGGAUCUUUAAAAGCAGUAUUAGUAGCAAAGAUUUUUAUAACUAACCCAAGAUAGACCACAGCCUGUCGUUUCCAAUGGGAGCAAAGGAAUUCUAGUGGCUAGAACAAGCAAGGAGGUGGGCAGAGCCAAGCACUAGCGAGAGCACAUUUGUGCGUUGAGCAUGUAUUUGCAUAUUUCCGUUAGGGAACGCCUACUCUGUGAAGUGCGCAUAACAAUAACUAAAUUCGCCCUUCCACUCCUUCUAAAUACAGUGGCGGCUCCUGAAAAAAUUCUCAGGGGGGGCAAUUUUUCUGAUGAUUUAGGUGACCUACACACAUUUUAAAAAAGAGAUGUCCAGCAACAACAUGAAGACAGGGGCAGCAUAUAAGUCAAUACCAGAAGCAUUUAUUGACUGAUCUCAAAAGUGUUGGCUUACCAGGGUUGGUGGAGCCCUCAGUUUCAUCUUUGCCUCGCAAAGCUAACUCAAACACUCCGCAAAACUUCACACACUGGAUUAGCCGGCUGAGGAUGUGGCGGUUCUUGCUAAUGUCGUAGUAAAUAUAUUUGUUAUAGUGAAUAUGGAAUAUGAUAUGUUGAGUAAAAUGUUGUGCUAAGAUCUAUUUAGGUCAGGAGCUGGUUAUAAGUUCUGUUCCUAUCCAAUAACAAUGGACAAAAGGGUCCUAUCUUGUCAGCCUUGUCAGCAGGUGGCCAAGGACAACACCCACGCCAUAGGCCUCUCAGUUCUUCCAACUCACGAGUUCUUGCUCUGAGGACACACACACACACACACACAAACACACAUACACACACAUCAUCACUGUUAAACACACACACACACACACACACACACACACAUCAUCACUGUUAAACACACACACACACACACACACACACAAAAAUCCCCUCUCUUAGGCUGAACAUUUGAAGACAGAGAACCCGACUCAGAGCCAAUGCAACAGUGACAGUAGCCUGGAGGGGACCUCGCCCAACUCAUCAGGACCAAUCAGAAGAUCAGAACUACUAGAUUCAACCUACUUCAUUUAUUGCAUAAAAUGUCUGCACACAAUGUUUCGGGGCUCUCUUCAGAUAAUAAUAAUAAUAAUAAUAAUAAUAUGCCAUUUAGCAGACGCUUUUAUCCAAAGCGACUUACAGUCAUGCGUGCAUACAUUUUUGUGUAUGGGUGGUCCCGGGGAUCGAACCCACUACCUUGGCGUUACAAGCGCCGUGCUCUACCAGCUGAGCUACAGAAAGUGGAUACUCAUGGAUGCGCAUCGCAAUUGUAAAAUGUCAACACAAUUGGAGACACCACGUCAUUUUUGGAGACAUGUUAUUGACAGUAAACUAUUGUAGAUGCGACUGCUAACUAAAUAAAUCAUUUUAGCUGGCUAGCUAAUCAUCUUAGCUAAAUGUGGGGCAAACAAUUCAGUUAUUUACCGUUAAUUUGAGGGAUUGGGGUGAAAGAAAUCGAGUUACAUAGUGAUACUUUACGAUAUACUGUAUUGACAAUAUCGCAAUAUUUUAGCGCUAGUUGGCUGUACCUGCACCAAAACACCAUUAUUGUUCCUUCAUAGCUUGUUCUCAAUCUUUUCACAUUGGGAGCCAAUUUGUUUUCAGCACUUUUAUUUCCAUGACUGAUCAAAACUCGUUCUCAUGGCUUUCUGAUCCCUCUGCAACAGACAUAUGGUGCGCAAUAAAAUCACAGUAUCGAAUCGCAAUACGUAUAGAAUCAUGAGACUCGCAAUGCAUAUAUCUAAUCUUAUCGUGAGGUUCCUGGCAAUUCCCAGCCCAAGUUCAUUUGCCACAACAAAUCUCUUCGCUAGCAAACGCGAUGUCUUCUCCAAAACGGCAAUGUGUCUCCAGCAAUGUUUACUUUUUUGACGUUCUAUGGCAUCUCCACUUUCCAAGCAUAUAUGACCACAUGUAAUAUUUUGGUAAGUGAUGCAAAUAGUGAACUAUGUAGGGCCAGGAUGUAAAAUAUAUGUAGCUGCAGCAAUUUCUCUUAUCUGAUAUGGUAAGUAAUGGGGCUUAAUGUAUAGCUCCCUAAGAGUUUGACGAACGGGUCCGUGCACGCGAUUCCAGAUAUCUUUACCUCUGAAUAAACUGCCUUUAUUAUACCAUAUCCACCCUGUCCAAAGUCUCUACUUGGUCUCAGUUCUCCAGUAAACUUGUGAUUAUCAACACUAACCUCAUCGUUGUGGCGGCGGACAGCUAGCCUGUAUCCCUCAUCCAGUUGAGUGGCAAUGUUAUUUUUUCGUUCGUACCAAUUUUUGGAAAAUCCUCGGGUGUAGGACUUUCCGCCUUUAGUAGAAACCUGUUGAAUUAUUAAAUUUGGUCUGGGAGGUCCUAAUUGUUUCGUUGCCAAUUUAUCUUGAUUUGUUCGCCGACAAAAAGGAACUUCUUUCAAAGAGACAAUCGAGUUGCACUGCCAUUUUGACAGUAAUAGUGAAUUGAUUGAUGAGGCUACCCGCUCUUUUCUUAGUUACGUUCAUGGUUAUGUUACGUAUGACGAAAGCGCGUAAGUGCAAGCCCUCAGACACCCAUAGAGAUUGUAUUGAAAGCUCUGAUAUUGAAAAAAAUAGAUUUUACAUGGGAGUCUAUGACAGACUUCUGGGCGAUUUUCAACCUGACUGAAAUCGCCCCAAAAGGGGGGUGGCCAUUUGAAGCACGACUUUAGCCUGAUUGGACAUUUAGUGGCAGAUCAGACCAGACGUCUAGAUUACAACACUGAUAACUACUGUUGCCGUGAUAUAAUUGAUUAGAAAAAAAAUCCCUUCCUUUUCCCGUUUGGCAGUGCGUCGCCCAUAUCGCCCUAUUGAACACACCGCCCCUGUCUAAAUAACACCAUUUUGAGAAACAUUGGCAAAGGGUAAAGUCUACAAAACAUAGUCCACUCUGUUCGUAACAGAUUUUAGUUUUGGAAACAGAAAACUGUAUUGAGAUCAAAUGUUUUAUCGAUGAGAAGAUGUGCAGAAUGUCGGCCAAAAUUCAUCUCGCUCCAUCUUCUACCACUGCCGGCCACUGGGCUUCCUUUCACCACCAUAUUUGGUUAGAUGGAAACGCCAACCGGUGUUCACAUUGCAGUGUGAAUAUCUGCUCACGCAUACAUUAGUCAUUAGCAGCGCCUUGCGCUUCAGGACAUUAGGUUAAGUGCCUCUUCAGGCAAUAACUACUUUAGCAGCGCCUUCCAGAGCACUAUGGUGCGUUACCCUAUAGCCAGGGGAUAACCACUUUUACCAUUUGGGGGGGGGGGGGGGGGGGGGUUAGAAGGAAUACUUUAUCCUAUCUGUGUAAGUAGUAGUGUGUUGCUAGGUAACGACGUAAACAAUGGCACUUUUUUAUGAAUGUACUCACCAUGUGUAUGUUGUCUAGUAUAUCAUGGGCAAGAUAGGCUCUAACAAUGGGAGAUCCAAACCACCCGUUGUAUAAUUAAGCAAUAAGGCCCGAGGGGAGAUAGCUGUAGGCCUAUCGUCUGUCUGUCUGUCGGUCUCCUCUUCGUCGGGACUCUCGACAUCUGUCAUUCAUGGCGAAGUGGACAGAGAAAAUAAUAGUGCGCUUCUUCUCUGAGAAGUGUUUCAGUGAGGAAACUUGUUGGCUAAGUGCUUUGUGGACUUGCCUGUUAUGUUUUGUUUUUUCCAAUGUCUAAAACAAGCAGUAGGCUAUAUAUUUUUUGUUUACCGGCACUUACAUAUUUCAGAUGGAAAAUUAGAAGACAAUUGGUUCAAGUCCAUGGGUUUUCGAAGUGGGAGGUUCCCCAGCCUAUCAACAUCUAAUAUCAACGAGGUAAAAUCAUUUUACUAUUCUAGCUGGGAUAGAUUUGUUAUAAUAUUACUGUACUUGUCUUAUUAUUGUUAGCUUUACAAAGUUAUUUUUCCUGUACAAAUUACUGCAACUUCUAGCAAAUAAUAACAUGGUUAUGUGUAUUAGUUAAAAAAUAUAUAUGUUUGAACAUGGUAAUAUCAUCAUCAUCAUAUCAUCUUCACUAUGUUUUAGUACAAUUUAUGAUGCUGAACUAAUACAUGUCAAAACAUCCAUUAUGGCAAUGUAUUCCUUGCUUUUCUAAUUAGAUUUAUGCCAUCUAGACAAGGAGGCUAUUCACUAGCUCAGCAGUGGGUUUUAGUCUGGAGAGGAACUUUGCCAUUCAAAUCUAUUUGAUUAAGUUUGUAAGACACGCAGUCCUCAGACUUUGAGUAAACAUGAGUGCAAUUUUAUGCAGGAACUCGUGGACAUGUUAUUGUCCUUAGACAAGCCAUGGGAUGUUUUCCCUGCAAACAACAGCCCUUAUGUUAACUGACAGUCCCGAUCCAUCCUGCAAAUCAACUAUUGUCAGAGAACCACAGAGAACCACUAAUAUGACACGUCUGAUAUGAAGUGAAAGUGUGAGAAUUGUUUUAGCGUCUCGUGCACACUUUACUUGUCUUAAUUGUCCUGUCUUAAGCUGGAUAGCCAGGCAAUCCUGGAAUGUCAAUGUUAAAUGUCAUGGUUAAUUUGUCGCUGACUGUUGGCCAUCAGGUUACACAUCACCAUGGUAACAAAAGGAGAUCUCGAAAUGAGAGCAGGAAAGCCGAUAAUAAGUAAUCCCUAGAAUAUAUCACAGGGAAAAGUAUUGGAUUUGUUUCCCUCACUCUAUUUCAUAUACCUGAUAGAUGCACUGUAUUUUUAGACUGACUGUUUCAACACAGCUCUGAUAUUUUCCUCUGGGUUCCCUCUCCUUAGACUUCCACCAAGGAUACUACCCCCUCAUGGAGCAUGUGGAGAGGACAGGGAGAGAGGGCUUCCACAUCACCAUCCCUAAUGAGGCCGACACACUCUGGGGACUCCCAGAGGGGUGGACAUGUACCGCACAGAGGGAGUCCAACCCUGCUGAGGACGGCCAGUGUCCCUAAUGUCCUGGGCGGCCGACCAAAGACGGGCUUCUCCUCCAUCACCAUCACAUCCUGCAGGGUCUCCCAGUCAAGGGCCAGCCAAUCACAGGAGGCCCUUUAUCCCCACCAACCGAUCCAGCCUAUCAGGUCAUCCACAUCCCUCAACCCAGUCAUGAGUCAUGUCCUAUCCUCAGCCAUUCCAAAGCACUCUGAGGUGGUGACCAGAUACAAGGCCACCAUAGUAAAGGUGACAGAGUACAGACAGAGCUAUUCUGCAUGUGCCAGGGUCCAGAUGAGAGGGCCAGGGACAAGGACUGCCUGGCCUGAACACAGGCACAGUUACACAGGUGGGGACAGGCACAAGGACAAUGGAAGCUCCUCCAGGCCUUUGUCUCUACAGCCCUCUUUCCGCUCCUGCGUCCAGUUUGAGGUAACUCGGAGGUCUGCGAACACGGUCCUGUAUCUGGACAAGUCACUGUCUAUCUCCAUAGGACAGCCAGAGGUCACAAAGCCGGUUGUGCACAGGUCCACCCUGUCUCUGUACGUUGGGGGCUCAUCCCACAUUGGAACCCCUCUGGAUUACCCCAAAACACUUCAGGACCUCCGGAGAUCUAUGGGGUCACUAAGCUGCACCCAUAGAUGGGACAACUCAGAGACUGAUGUGGGUCACAGCAGAGGCUCUUCAUCAACCCAAGGGGGCUACGAGGUCCCCAAAAUGGCAGAUACUGAUGGUAUUAAGAAUAGGACAUCUGAUUUAACCACACACAAUCUUACCUCAGGGUUAUUCUCAUCAGCCAGAGGAACAGGCGACUCAUACACCGGGGCCAACCGGCACAAUGAAAUUGUAGAUGAGCUGUGCUGUUGUCGGCUGAGAAAUUCCACACACAGACACCCUGCUUUCAAUAUCAGUCCAGGUAUGAAUUUCAUCUCCCCAUGUCAGAGCACAACUCUAAAGUACCCAUGCAAAUCCAGCAGCAUUCCUUUCAAUGGCUCUCCAUUUCCAUAGCUGUGUGGAUAAAAUCACAUAGCGAGGCGGUCUUAGAGGGUGUAAAAUCUCAUUUUUAACUCUGCCUCUCACCUUUUGAUUUAUACCUCAUUCAUUGUUAAUAGGAUAUCUUCCCCUGCCUUACAGAUGCAGCACGUAUAUAAACGCACACUGGUGAAAAAUCCACAAGUGCUACAUGCUCACAUACACUGUGCUUAUGUGAAGGAACAACUCAUGCUUCUUUUUUCAUUUCAUCCCCCUCUCUCACUUCCAACACAUCCUUUGCAUAUAUUAUCUACCCUCUCCAGCCAGUAAGCGUGGCGGUGUUAGGCUUUCACGGGUGUUACACCGGGUGAAGUGCCCCAUGAAAAGAAUGAGUGUAUUGUUUUAAACGAUCUCACUCCCAAGGCAGGUUGUGGAGGCUAGCUUAUGGCUCAGAGGACAGGGGAGAAUGUCGUGUCUGCUUGGUGCUGCUAAGCACUGCCUGAACUGAAAUUAGGCCAGGAGUCUGCUUUGAGAAGCACCACAAAAUACCUAGGAUCUCUGUAUACCCUCUCUGGUAUUGUACUGGACAAGUUUUGUAAAUGGCAUUGCAGAGUUCACAGCACCUGAGUGGCAUUGUAUCCUUGGUUUUGUUCAUUGUGGAUUUAUUGGAGAGGUUUGUUUGUAAUUAGCUGUAAUUUGCAAGGGGUUCUAGCUGUUGUUUCAAAGGUACUACGUUUUUCCUGAGGGGCAUUGUAGGGUAACUAUUUUGAGUGGCAUUGCAGAGUUCUGCGUGGUAUUGUGCCCUUGUUUUGUCCAUUGUGAAUGUAUUGGAGAGGUUUGUUUGUACAAGCGACUAACUCUGUUUCAAAGGGACAACUCUGUGCCUUGAGGGGCAUUGUAGGGUAGCCAUAAUAACCUAGAAUUCUUACAACCUAUAUCCAAGGGUAAGUGUUAUGGAAGUCUCAUAGGCAUUGCAGAGUAUACAUCAUUUAUGAGCAGAGCAGUGCAGCGUCUGUCAUUUGAUCAGUACGCAGCAGCUACACUCACACCAGGGAGGUAAAGCUUGGCUCAUUGCAGCAGUAAAUGUAGUACAGCAAGCAAAUAGACCACACAUACCUUCUCUGGCUGGCCUCCUAGUGGACUCAUUCACUGUCUUUUCAUCAGUAGUAGCUAGUACCCUAGUCAAGGAUGCAUCAAUGCAAUAUUGUCACUCAACAUUUUGUUACAGACCAAUGGAACAAAAGUACACCUUGAAUUUAUAGGUUUAAAAUAUCCCUCUAGUGGCCAGGGUUGACCUAUUUUAAUGCCAUUGGUUGGUGGAUAUAAAGUCUAAGAUCUAGGCUAAUGAAGAAUUUGUGCCAGGAUAAAAUCAGUGCCACCUGUUGAGGUUAGCAUAGGGCUAACAUGUGCCAUGUUAUCUGAUGGGACCAGCUACAAUUUAGCGUUCUGUCACGUGCAAGUAAAUCAACGAUUUUAAUUGGCUGAUACGCAUUUUGUGCUGGAAAACCUGUUAGUUGCUUAUGUUCGCAAGUAUGGACCCAACGUAUUUGCUGCAUUGAAGCCGGAGUAAUUUACCGGUGUUAUAAACUCGCUAUACUCUGGUUUUGUUUGCUGCAUUGCUUGCUAUACCGAUGACAGCGUUGAAAUAGUCUGACUUGAUACAUAGAUCUCUUGUAUGUUGGCGCCAGAGCAUUUGAUGGUGUGUUCCUAUGAAAAACUGUUGAGUCUGAUAUUAAAUGGGUCUGUUUUUAAAGGAGGUGGAGGAACGGGGUUAGAGAGUGCAGGAUAGAUGCACUGUCAUUAUGGUUUACAUUAUUCAUGCCGUGUCUUUUUCUCUGCUUUACCCACUGAGUCGUGGAGAGUGGGGGUCAGUUAGAGGACUCAACUAUUCUCCCUCUUCUCCAGGGCCCAGUUUUUCAAAAGUUAUCUAUCGGAUUUCGGCUAUCGGAUAGGAUUAAAUGCAUUCCUUCUAUAUCUUUGGAUUUCAUCCUAUCUGAUAGGUGUAAUCCAGAUAGAUAACGUUUGAAAAACUGGGCCCUGGUCACAUACUCUAGUUCACAAAGAACUCAACUCUCACUCAGCCCUCAUGCUCAUUUUACCUGUUAGAUUAGAUGUGAUGUAAAUAUGCAAAGGAAAAUUAAAAAAGGGCCAAAUGGCAUCUCUGCAAAUGAUUCUGAAUGCACAUGUUAAGUAAGAUCUAGGUUAUCUGAAAACCUCUUUGUUUCUCAAUCACAAAAAGGAAAAAUAUCUUAAUUAAUGUCUGACAAUGCAGUACAGUCACAGUAUUGUAAUAAACUCCCUCUAUAUGAGAUGAUUAUUUUUGCCAUAAGUGCAAAAUGUCACCUACGAUGUUUGAUGAAGAGUUAACUGCAUAUGCACUGGAAUAUACAGGUAACUACCAAAAGAAAGGAAACAUCUGAAUAAAGUGUCUUAAUAGGGCGUUGGGCCACCACGAGCCAGAACAGCUUCAAUGCGCCUUGGCAUAGAUUCUACAAGUGUCUUGAACUCUAUUGGAGGGAUGUGACACCAUUCUUCCACAAUAAAUUCCAUAAUUUUGUGUUUUGUUGAUAGUAGUGGAAAACGCUGUCUCAGGUGCCGCUCCAGAAUCUCCCAUAAGUGUUAAGUUCGGUUGAGAUCUGGUGACUGAGACACACCCUUAAACCCCCUAUGCUCCUUUGAGACCCCUCUUUCAAAGUCACUGAGAUCUCUUCUUCUAAAAUACAAUGUGAUUGUCCGUCUUUACAGCGAUCAACAGAAAUGUGUCUUCUGCGCUCUUAAUUUCCACACACACACUCUUUCCUUGAGGAGUGUAGCGCUUAACACCGUUUCCUUGAACGUAACUCAUGUCGCACACACACUGAGCUGCUGGAGAGCAUGUUGUGGGCUUAAGGGCCUUGCUCAAGGGCCCAACGGUAGGGGAUAGUUGUUAGGAUAUGAACCCAGCAGCCCUCCAGUUGCCAGAUCAAUUUCCCCCGUUUUAUCCAGCACCAGACCUUUCGGCUACUGGUCCAAUUCCUCAGCCGCUGGGCUACCUAUAACCCCUAGCCAUGGUAGCCAAAAUAAUGGGCAACUGGGCAUUUUUAUACAUGACCCCUAAGCAUGGUGGGAUGUUUUAAUUGCUUAAAGAUAUUCUCCGGUACUUUUGUAUACUUUUUAGCCAGUAGUUCUGUAAGUAGUGCUCACUAAUCAAAAGUGGUCCCCGAAAAUUGUGUACUACGUCACAAAUGUGCAGAUAUGUGCACCACGUCAUUGCUCUCUCUCUCGCUCUGCUGUGUGUGCAUCUUGCUAACUGUCACUCAAAUGGCGAGGGUCUGAAGCUCAUUGGCUGAAACUCAAAUUGGCUCACGUAGGGAAAAUGCGCCGCACAGCUUCCAGAAAACAGUUGUUUUCAAAAUAGGGAUUUCGUGGCUAAUUGAGGUAAGACAGUAAUUCUGACACAUCCAGCCCAAAGGUUGAAAAAAUACUUACUAGUACUGGAGCAUGUCUUCAAUUAACUCAGGAACCACAACUUUGUGGAAGCACCUGCCUUCAAUAUACUUUGUAUCCCUUGUUUACUCAAGUGCUUCCUUAAUUUUGGCAUUUACCUGUAUAUUUGUUUUCUGUCUCUGCCAAUCAAAGUGGAUACUAGGACAUGGGGAAGACAGUCACUAUGUAAGGAGAGUGAAGAAAGACAAGGUCACUCCAGAGAAGAUCUGCAUGUUGCUAAGUAUUUCUGUCCACACCAAGCAGACACCUGCCAAUCACGACUGACAGUUGAUCCUCAGGAUAUCAAACCCAGAGCCCUCAGUCUCAAAGUAUGUGUGGAUCAAUAUCACUCUGUCAUGAUAAUAUCUUCUGAAAUCAUUUUCCUAUAUGUAUCAUUAUAUGAUAUACUGUAAUAUGAUAUGAUAUAAUGCUGUAUGGUCACUGUGUGAACCUUCUUUAUCUGAAAUUUGAAAAGAUAUUUGCAAAUAAUGAGUAAAGAGUAAUCUGUGAGUGAAGGACUUUCUUUCAAACGGAAUGUUUCUUCUACUAUAUUGAAGAAUAUCUUCUUCACAUUCAUUAGCGAGAGCUUUACCAUUCUAUAUAAACUGGUGCCAGUCAAGGUUAAAAUGCUUUUAUUUUCCCUGCACUCUUAGAAAAAAAGGUGCUAUCUAGAACCUUAAAGGGUUCUUCGGCUGUCCCCAUAGGAGAACCCUUUGAAUAACCAUUUUUGGUUCCAGGUUGAACACUUUUGGUUCCAGGUAGAACCCUUUUGGGUUGCAUGUAGAACCCUUUCUACAGAGGGUUCUACAUGGAACCCAAAAAGGAUAUCCUAUGGGGACAGCCGGAGAACCCUUUCGGAACCCUUUUUUCUAAGAGUGUGUCUGAAGAAUAAAACUCCAAUGUGAAACAUCUUUAUGAGGGGAUUGCAAAGGAUGAAGGGAUCACAAAGGGUUUUACUUGUAAGUUCCCUUACCUGUAUCCAUUCUUACAGAGGACUAUGUGGAGUUUAUUACCAUAUUACCUCACAUCUAUCAAUUACAAUCUGCAAGGGGAGUCAUCAAGGGCAGAGGCAUCUUUUCAGAAUAACGGAAUAGAAUCUAGGCUGUAUAUUUAUUUAUUUUUUACCAAAAUGAGUGGGCCAGUGCUGGCUAGCAGUAAAUAAACAAGCAGCUUAUGCUUUCCUACGUCCCUGCUCCAUCUCUCCACCCCAGGAGGCCCUGGAGAUGUUCCGGCCAGACUUCAUCAGCCGCUCCCAGGGCAGAUUGAGGAGGCUGGAGCAGAGGGCUAGGCGGCGGAAGGCCCUGCAGUGUGCAGACCCAGACCUGGUGCAGGGUCUCUGGGAGGAGAAAGGAAGGCAUAGGAGGAACUGCACCAAGCCCCACCCGCUCAGUGGUACGGUGAUGGAAUAUGUCUGACAUAUGAGUACGAGUAUACCGUUUAGUGAUUUCUCAAUCCUAGUCCGGGGGAACAGCUUUGCUCUCUGCUGGUCGUUAUCAAGUACUGCAGUUCAGUUGAAGCGCAGUCUUGCUAACGUCCAACUCCACAACCAAAAUGGUUAUUAUCGGUGAAUUACAUGGAUUUACCUUCUUUAGUCGCUAUCAUGUAUUUUUUUCCCCAAUAGCUUAUACAAAAUGAAAAUUGCUACAUACACACUUUUGUCAGGGAAAGAACGCCACAUACUACAGAAUGUUAGACAUUUCCUUUCCCAAUAUGACAGUACUUUACAAUACAUUAUAGACUAGUCUCUCCAAAACCCUAGUACUAUGACAGUGAAGUAAUAGUCUAGCAUCACCUUAACUCUGGCUGCUCUCUCCCUCUCCUGCUUAGCCUUCUAUGAGGGUAAUGAUGCAGGCUAAAUAUAGACCUUCAGACUCACAUCUUAAUUAUGCAGUGCUGACUGUUGGUCUCAGUGAUGAGCUGACAAGAGUCAGUCAAGCCCCUCGGCUCUCAGAAGGACAGGAGUAAUGAAGCCUAGUAAGGAAAGUGGAAAGUGUGUGUGUGUGUGUGUGUGUGUUUGUGUGUGUGUGUGUUUUCCUGACAGAUGCUUGUGUGUUUCCCAGAUAACCUUUUCAAACCCAGAGAGAGGGCCAUAUCAGGCAAGGAGAUGCAGCUGCACUCCAGACGGUAGGUUUACAGACAGAGCUGUACUGUGACGUGUCAGUCUCUUACAUGCCUCUGUUCCUCACACACACACGCACGCAAAACACACUGUGGAUGUCAGACAACCGAACGUCUGUCUUGAUUGGAGAUAUGAACUACCUUCUGUAUCCCGUUAUCAUGAUUUUCUUUACUCCAUGUCUUAUCUGAGAAGGCACACCUGAUCAGAGGAUAGGUUCCCAUUGUCAUGUUUUUAAUCUGACUGGGUCGAUCUGGGAACAAAUUGACUAUUUAUGUGAGUGAAAAAGGAGCCAGUGUGAUGCUGGUUUUAUCAGUGUAUCCAGGUUUGGCCAUUGUGGGUUUGGGCAGAUAAAGCUUCCUUUCUAUGGUGACGAUUUUCUGGGAAUAGCUGAGUCGCCCCUGGCCUGCUAAUUCUAGAAUAUUCCCCCUUCACAACCUUAACCUACCAUGUCUAACCAUCCCUCUUUACUUAGGAUUUACAACAAGCUCCCUGAGGUCACUAAGAAGAAGAAGGAGGAGAAAAGGAGGGUGGUAUCGCAGACCAACAGAUUGCGGGCAGAGCUUUUUAAAAAGGUAUGUUCGGUUGGUGCUGGUACUUAGUGACAAACUAUUCACAACAUAGUUUUAUAUACUGUAGCCAUGUCUGAAAAUUUAAAUACAGAAAACAGCAUUGCAAACUAAAGUGUUGAAGAGUGCAUAGGGAGGCAUUCAAUGUGCUUGUACAACUUGUAGUGUUUGAGGUUUAAAAAGGCUUCUGAAGUUUGUAAUUUCCACUUUGACAUUUCAGAUUUUCCAAUACAAAAAAGGUAUCAACCCCUACAAAAAUAAUAAUAAUUCAUAGGGAGGCAUUCAAUGUGCUUAACUUAACACACUGAAGAUUAAGAAGGUCAUAAGAUAAGAACAAGGUAUGCAACAUUGCAAUACAGUUAGAAGGCGUAUUUAGAAGAAUAGUCUUUCAUUAGAUAUUUGGAUGAGGUGCCAUUUGAAAAACGGUAUAAUUGUCCAAUAAAAAUGCAUUUCAGCAUGCUCGUUUUACAAUCUAUGCCCAGCAGAGGCCGCUGUUUGACUUCUUUGUAGAAUUUCCUCCCUACAGUAAUAUGUCAUCGAAAUGUCUUCACAAUCAAUAUCUGUGCACUGGUGUGAUUUAUUCAUGUAUUCAUGUUUCGCUGUUGCUUCAGUGAAAUGAGUUUGAAUCCAGGUAUUGUUGAGAAGACACAUGUCCUUUUGUGAUUUUAAAAGUUCCUGAAUGGCAGCUCUAUGGACACUCAAGGACACAUUGGGUCCUUGGAUUAGCACAGAUUUGGUGUGUAGGGACUCUCCACUCAGGAGUGUCAAGUGGUAUACAUGGUGGUAUCUCAAGCACAGACCUUUGUUCUAUUCUAGACGCCAAGUGUAUGUAUGUAUGCAUGAGUGUUUGUUACGCAUACAGAUAUAGGAUCUUAAUUUGAGACAGUUUGCUACGGGAGGAAAAUAAUCCUGCAGCAACAGGAAAUGUGGAUUAUAAAAAUGUACAUUUUUGUAUAGGGUGAUACCUUUUUCAAAAGGGAAAAUCAAGUCUGAAAUUUUUAAGUGGAAAUUACAAACUUCAGAAGCCUUUUUAAACCUCAAACACUAAACGUUUUACAUUUCCUGCAUUUCAGGAAAGUUCUUCUACAACAGGGUGAUCAAAUUCAGAUCCUAUACAGUUGAAGUUUACAUACACUUAGGUUGGAGUCCACUCCACAAAUCUCUUGUUAACAAACUAUGGUUUUGGCAAGUCAGUUAGGACAUCUACUUUGUGCAUGACACAAGUAAUUUUUCCAACAAUUGUUUACAGACAGAUUAUUUCACUUAUAAAUCACUAUAUCACAAUUCCAGUGGGUCAGAAGUUUACAUACACUAAGUUGACUGUGCUUUUAAACAGCUUGGAAAAUUCCAGAAAAUGAUGUCACGGCUUUAGAAGCUUCUGAUAGGCUAAUUGACAUCAUUUGAGUCAAUUGGAGGCGUACCUUUGGAUGUAUUUCAAGGCCUACCUUCAAACUCAGUGACUCUUUGCUUGACAUCAUGGGAAAAUCAAAAGAAAUCAGCCAAGACCUCAGAAAAAACAUUGUAGACCUCCACAAGUCUGGUUCAUCCUUGGGAGCAAUUUCCAAACGCCUGAAGGUACCACGUUCAUCUGUACAAACAAUAGUACACAAGUAUAAACACCAUUGGACCACGCAGCCGUCAUACCGCUCAGGAAGGAGAUGCGUUCUGUCUCCUAGAGAUGAACGUACUUUGGUGCGAAAAGUGCAAAUCAAUCCCAGAACAACAGCAAAGGACCUUGUGAAGAUGCUGGAGGAAACAGGUAUAAAAGUAUCUAUAUCCACAGUAAAACGAGUCCUAUAUCGACAUAACCUGAAAGGCCGCUCAGCAAGGAAAAGCCACUGCUCCAAAACCGCCAUAAAAAAGCCAGAUUACAGUUUGCAACUGCACAUGGGGACAAAGAUCGUGCUUUUUGGAGAAAUGUCCUCUGGUCUUAUGAAACAAAAAUAGAACUGUUUGGCCAUAAUGACCAUUUAUGUUUGGAGGAAAAAGGGGGUCGCUUGCAAGCCGAAGAACACCAUCCCAACCGUGAAGCACGGGGGUGGCAGCAUCAUGCUGUGGGGGUGCUUUGCUACAGCAGGGACUGGUGCACUUCACAAAAUAGAUGGCAUCAUGAGUAAGGAAAAUUAUGUGGAUAUAUUGAAGCAACAUCUCAAGACAUCAGUCAGGAAGGUAAAGCUUGGUCACAAAUAGGUCUUCCAAAUGGACAAUGACCCCAAGUAUACUUCCAAAGUUGUGGCAAAAUGGCUUAAGGACAACAAAGUAAAGGUAUUGGAGUGGCCAUCACAAAGCCCUGACCUCAAUCCUAUAGAAAAUGUGUGGGCAGAACUGAAAAAGCGUGUGCGAGCAAGGAGGCCUACAAACCUGACUCAAUUACACCAGCUCUGUCAGGAGGAAUGAGCCAAAAUUCACCCAACUUAUUGUGGGAAGCUUGUGGAAGGCUACCCGAAACGUUUGACCCAAAUUAAACAAUUUAAAGGCAAUGCUACCAAAUACUAAUUGAGUAUAUGUAAACUUCUGACCCACUGGGAAUGUGAUGAAAUAAAUAAAUGCUGAAAUAAAUCAUUCUUUAUACUAUUAUUCUGACAUUUCACACUCUUAAAAUAAAGUGGUGAUCCUAACUGACCUAAGACAGGGAAUUUUUACUAGGAUUAAAUGUCAGGAAUUGUGAAAAACUGAGUUUAAAUGUAUUUGGCUAAGGUGUAUGUAAACUUCCGACUUCAACUGUACAUCUGUAUACUCGUUUGUGGAAAGAGAAUCAAUCUAUUAAGUGUGUUUUACGCAGCCGUAUACUCUGUGUAUGGCAUUGCCUUAUGGCUGGUUACUCUCUCUGUUAUGGCACCUGAACCUUCAUUUCCAUUAAAUCAAAUUGUAUUUGUUACAUGCGCUGAAUACAAAAGGUGUAGACUUUACCGCGAAAUGCUUACUUACGAGUCCUCUCCCAACAAUACAGAAUUAAAAAGUAAGAAAAAUUAGCAAAAUACAAAAAGGAAAUAGUAACACAAUAAAAUAACAAUAACGAGGCUAUAUACAAGAAGUACCAGUACCGAAUAUGCAGGGGUACAAAAUAGUUGAGGUGGGGUAAUACGUACAUGUAGGUAGGGGUAAAAGUGACUAGGCAAUCAGGAUAGCUAAUAAACAGAGUAGCAGCAGCGUAUGUCAAGAGUGUGAAACUGUGCCUAUGUGCGUGUGUGUGCAUGUGUGUGUGUGUGUGUGUGUGUGUGUGUGUUGGAGUGUCAGUGUAGUAUGUGUGAGUGUGUGGGUAGAGUCCAGUGAGUGUGCAUAGAGCCAGUGCAAGAGAGUCAGUGCAAAAGAAAAGGGGGGUCAAUGCAAAUAGUCCGGGUAGCCUGUUCAGCAGUCUUAUGGGUAGAAGCUGUUCAGGAGCCUUUUGGUCCCAGACUUGGUGCUCCGGUACCGCUUGCCAUGUGGUAGCAGAAAGAACAGUCUAUGACUUGGGUGGUUGGAGUCUUUGGCAAUUUUUAGGGCCCUCUUCUGACACCGUCUGGUAUAGAGGUCAUGGAUGGCAGGUAGCUCAGACCCAGUGAUGUACUGAGCGUUACGCACAACCCUCUUUAGCGCCUUACGCUCGGAUGCCAAGCAGUUGCCAUACCAAGCGGUGAUGCAGCAAGUCAAGAUGCUCUCAAUGGUGCAGCUGUAUAACUUUUUGAGGAUCUGAUGGACCAUGCCAAAUCUUUUCAGCCUGCUGAGGGGGAAGAGGCGUUGUCAUGCCCUCUUCACGGCUGUGUUGGUUUGUUUGGACCAUGAUAGAUCCAUGAUAGGUCCUUAGUGAUGUGGACACUGUAUGAAAAUGUAUGCACUCACUAACUGUUAGUCGCUCUGGAUAAGAGCGUCUGCUAAAUGACUAAAAUGUAAAAAAUGUAAAUGACACCGAAGAACUUGAAGCUCUCGACCCGCUCCACUACAGCCCUGUCACAUGGGCUGAACCAGAAGUAUACGGAAGAGAGCUUUUGUUUUAGCAAUGUUUUGACGCCUCAUUUCAGAUCAGCAGUAUGCUGGUCUAGAAGCAAAAAUGUUGAUCAAUUCAGUUGUCAAUUCAGAAGGUUUAUUGAAAUUGCAAUGGAAAAAUCCUCAUAGAAAACAAUGAUCAAUUUUCAAAUCAUUAGGAGAAUUUAGUUUGACUUCUGGAAGAGUCUGUUUGCAAAGCUUAGGACAUACUGUUGAAAGGCAGCUUUAAAUGGCUAACGUGAGAUUGCUUCAGUAUAAGAGGAGAGUUAUUGCACUGUAGGCUGUUUAGCCAGAUAGCAGGUUAUCGUUAUUCCCCCACUGGGACUUGGCUAUCCACCUUAGGGGACAGACAGUUGAUGGAAGUGAAAGCCAAUUUAAAAUGAGGAAUCUUUCCCAUUUGAACUACAGCUGCUUUUAGAAGAUUGAAAGAAGGGUUAGGCAAGGAUUUGUGUAUUUGCCUGUCUUUGAUUUCUAAAUGAUUUGUUUGUUGUUUUGCAGAAACUUCUGGACCAGAUCCUGCAGAGA
Molecule: messenger RNA, 19519 nt
Organism: Coregonus sp. 'balchen'
Lineage: Eukaryota; Metazoa; Chordata; Actinopteri; Salmoniformes; Salmonidae
Source: the annotation of a GenBank genome assembly